Molecule: messenger RNA, 294 nt
Organism: Glarea lozoyensis ATCC 20868
Lineage: Eukaryota; Fungi; Ascomycota; Leotiomycetes; Helotiales; Helotiaceae
Exons: 1
Coding region: 1-294 (97 amino acids)
Source: RefSeq, a predicted model, not a curated record
AUGAGGCAGACAGACGUAAAGCUACCGUCGACCGCGAGAAAAACUAUCGCAAAGGCACCGCGGCAGAAGGCUUAUUGUUUCCUCGCUGUGGCGGUCGCGAACGUGACAACGGCGACAAAGACCGAGAUAUCGACCGCCGACCGCACUGUAGCCGACGUAAAGACCUCUACGAGCCAGAGACAAGAAAGAGAUAUAUCUCGGGAAUUAACCCAACGUCGAAGAGCCGAUCCGAGAGUGACUGUGGAUGAGCUACCCUAUAGUGACGAGAAGCCGCAAUCCAUACAUUGGUCCUAG